UCAAGUCUUGUUGUACCACUUGUACAACCAAAGUGGUGGGACACUCCUCCGUGCAUACGAUUACCCGACACCAGGAAAUCGGAGGCACAAGAACCACACGCAAGAAACAACGGAUGUAACGGUGUAAAACUCGGCGAAGCUCUGUGUCCAUCUAAGAUUAAAACGUUGGCAAUUGAGAAAUUUGAAGUUUCAUGUUAUAACAUUGGAACAAAACCCCUGCAUUAUAAUAACAUUUUUAGAUAUUCAUUUGAGCAUGUCUCUAAAAGUGGAACUUGUGUUGAACUUCAUACGAUAAAUCUUGAAAAUGAUGGAAAGUGCCAACACAUUAAGUGUAUGAUGAUUAUUUCGACCAAG
Molecule: messenger RNA, 354 nt
Organism: Acaulospora morrowiae
Lineage: Eukaryota; Fungi; Glomeromycota; Glomeromycetes; Diversisporales; Acaulosporaceae
Source: the annotation of a GenBank genome assembly